AUGAGUGAAAUAAAUUACGCAUGUGUUCAAUAUUUAGAUGAUAAAGUAAAGUAUUAUUAUGAAAAAACAACAGUAAUUUUUUAUAAAAAAAAGGACAAGAAUCAUAUAACCCCACAAAAUUAUUCAGACUAUGAUCCAAAACACAAAUAUUUCAUAUUGUACAAAAAUUCAAAGAAAAAUCCAGAAAGCAGUUGUGAUACAACACAUGACAAUGAUAAUUCAGAAUUUUAUCAAGCAUAUAUAAUAUGCUUAGGUGUUUCAGAAACUGAUGCUAGAAAUAGAGCAUCCAAUAAACCAAAAAGGUUCAUAUUUCCAAAGAAAUUAACAUCCAGUGAUUCUUUUGAUGAUCCAGAUGAAUCGAAAGAAGAUUUGAAACCAAAAACUGGUAAAAUUAUUUCAACAAUAGUGCAAAAAGCAAACACUGAAAGAACGUUACAAAAGUAUAAGCAGCAAACAUUAUUAAACAACCGAAGAAAUUUAAGUUUUAGCGAAUUAAAAGAAAAUAAUGGUAAGGACGAACAAGAAACAAACCCUAAAAAAAUUGCAAACAUGAAUCCAGAAGUGUGUCUGAUCAGAUGUACUGCGCCUCAUUCUGUAGAAAAAAAUGAUCAUACUAUGAAGGAUUAUGAAAACCACGAAUUCUCUCCUAAGAUGCCACUUUCUACAUCAACACCGAAGACCUGUCCGACAGAGAUAGCACAUACCUCUCAAAAAAAAUCUGUGCAGCAAAAGUCCGAUAAUAUUAAUAAAUCCUCUCCUUCAGUAGUAAGAAAAUCCUUUGGAUUUUCAGAGUCUCGGUCACCACGUACAUCACCCUCUCAAUCUUCGCGAUCGCGAUCGCUUACGUCACGUUCGCAGGGUUUACGUUUGCAGACACCACCUUCCGCUCGCUCUGGAGUUGCACAUUCGCGGACACCACCUCGUGCAGACGCUGGACGUUCAAGGUCACAGUCACAAGGUCGCUCAUGUUCUGAGGAUUUCCAUGCACGGUCACGUAGAUCGCCCUCACGAUUGCGAUCGCAAUCGCGCAUGUCUCAUUCGAAGGUUUCGCCUUCGCGGACGCCACCUCGAGUACCUACUUCAGAGACAGGACCUCCCGCACUCUCUGGAGCACCUUCCGCACUCUCUGCAACAUCUCCCGCACUCUCUGGAGCACCUUCCGCUCGCUCUAGAGCUUCAAAUUUGCGCACACCACCUCGUGAGGACGCUGGACGUUGCAGGUCACGGUCCCAACGUCGCUCACGUUCUGGGAAUUCAUAUGAACGGUCACCACGUAGAUCGCCCCAUCGAUCGUCGCCUUCGCGAUCGAGCCUGUCACGUUCGCAGAUUUCACGUUCACAGAGGCUACCUCGAGUACUUCGUUCAGAGACACCAUCUCCCGUACUCUCUGGAGCUCCUCCCGCACUCUCUGGAGCACCUCCCGCAAUCUCUGAAGCACCUCCCGCACUUUCUGGAGCACCUUCCGCUCGCUCUAGAGCUUCAAAUUCGCGGAUACCACCUCGUGAGGACGCUGGACGUUCCAGGUCACAGUCCCAACGUCGCUCACAUUCUGGGAAUUCAUAUGAUCGGUCACCACGUAGAUCGCCCCAUCGAUCGUCGCCUUCGCGAUCGAGCCUGUCACGUUCGCAGAUUUCACGUUCGCGGAGGCCACCUCGAGUACUUCGUUCAGAGACACCAUCUCCCGCACUCUCUGGAGCACCUUCCGCUCGCUCUAGAGCUUCAAAUUCGCGGACACCACCUCGUGAGGACGCUGGACCUUCCAGGUCACGGUCCCAACGUCGCUCACGUUCUGGGAAUUCAUAUGAACGGUCACCACGUAGAUCGCCCCAUCGAUCUCCCGCACUCCCUGGAGCUUCAAAUUUACGUCCACCAUCUCGUGCAGACUCUAGACUUUCAAGAUCACGGUUACAACGUCCCUCAUGUUCUGGGGAUUCCCACGCAUGGUCACGUAGAUCGCCCUCUCCAUCGUCACGAUCGCGUAUAUCACGUUUGCAGGUUUCGCGUCCGCGGCUGCGAUCUCGUUCAAACUCUAGACCUUCACGUUCACGGUCACGACACCGCUCACGCUCUGGGGUUUCACGUGCAUGAACACCACAUCGAUUCCGAUCUCAGGUUUCUC
Messenger RNA from Nasonia vitripennis (jewel wasp), 2119 nucleotides. Its product is annotated as serine/arginine repetitive matrix protein 2-like. The coding region runs from base 1 to 2088 and encodes 695 amino acids. The record is from RefSeq and is a predicted model, not a curated record. The transcript is spliced from 4 exons. NCBI's taxonomy places the organism in Eukaryota, Metazoa, Arthropoda, Insecta, Hymenoptera, Pteromalidae.